GCUGGGCAGCGCUUCCUCAGCUGGUGGCGUUCCAUCCGUUGCGCAGACGGCGGCUCUUGAGCGGAGUGUAGCAGGGCGAAGUACAGCGGUCCCAUCUUUGCUCCGACGGCACGGACACCCUGCACCACCGCAAUGUACCGGGUGGAAUGCUCGUGGCGUCUCAGCUGACGGCAGGAGGGCGAGGAUGGUGGCAACGUGGAG
Messenger RNA from Closterium sp. Naga37s-1, 201 nucleotides. The record is from the annotation of a GenBank genome assembly. NCBI's taxonomy places the organism in Eukaryota, Viridiplantae, Streptophyta, Zygnematophyceae, Desmidiales, Closteriaceae.